AUGGCUAACGAUAAAGACGCGUUUGAAGUAAAAGCUGUUAAUACAACCGAAAGAUUAGCAAAGCUUAGAUCUUUGUUCCAAGGAGGAGAUUAUGAUAUAACUGCGUAUGUAAUUCCUUCAGAAGACGCUCACCAGAGUGAAUAUACAGCGAGUUGUGAUGCUCGAAGGGCAUUUAUUUCCGGUUUCACGGGCUCUGCUGGUUUGGCAGUUGUAUCAACAAAGGAUGCUGCGCUUUUUACAGAUGGUCGAUAUUUUUUGCAGGCCAGUAAGCAACUUGACCACAAUUGGACAUUGAUGAAACAAGGUUUACCUGAUGUUCCAACUUGGCAAGAAUAUUUAGUACAAGAUCUUCCUAAAGGUUCGAAAAUCGGAAUCGAUCCAACGUUGAUUAUGGCGAACGAUGCGAAAGCUUUAAAAGAAUCGCUUGGAAAAAUUGGGUCAUCGUUAGUCUCUAUUGAAAAUAAUUUAGUCGAUUUGGUAUGGGGAGAUGCUAGACCAUCUCGUCCAUGUAAUCCGGUAAUCGUUUUACCAUUGAAAUAUGCUGGACGCUCUCAUACCGAUAAAAUCGCGAAACUUCGAGAAGAGCUUGCCAAAGAAAAUUAUUAUGGUUUUGUUGUAUCCGCUCUAGAUGAGAUUGCUUGGCUUUUUAACCUUCGUGGUUCUGACGUUCAAUAUAAUCCCGUUUUUUUUGCUUAUGCUCUUAUCACCAAAAACGAUAUUGUACUUUAUAUCGACGAGAAUAAGUUAUCCGAUGAAAUCAAGGAUCAUUUGGGAUCCAGUAUUCGAUUUCGUCCUUAUUAUUCUGUUUUCGAAGAUCUACGUAAUUUACAAGACAAAUUUAAGAGCGAUAAUCAGAAACUUCUUAUAAGUACCCGUACAAGUUUUGCUCUGGCAUUGGCUGCUGGCGAAGUGGAACAAUUUGCCGCCGGAAAGAAAUUAAGUGAAAUCGAUGGAGCAGAUCGUUUGGAGAAAUUUAGAGGAGAACAAGAAGAUUUUGUUGGUUUAUCCUUUGAUACUAUUUCGGCAUCAGGACCUAAUGGAGCCAUUAUACAUUAUAAACCAGAACCAGAAACAUGUGCUAAAAUUGAUCCAAAUUUACUUUACCUAUGUGAUUCUGGCGGUCAAUACAAAAAUGGUACUACUGAUGUAACGCGUACCAUACAUUUUGGCACACCAACUGCGCAAGAGAAGCGCGCAUUCACACGAGUCCUCCAAGGGCAUAUUGCGAUCGACCGUGCAAUAUUUCCGAAAGGCACUACAGGAUAUUUGUUGGAUGUUUUUGCAAGAGCACCGCUCUGGAGAGACGGUUUGGAUUUUCGUCACGGUACAGGGCAUGGUGUUGGAUGUUAUUUGAAUGUACACGAGGGUCCCCAUGGAAUUGGAUCCCGAAUUACAUUCAAUGAGGUACCCCUUCAAGCAGGUAUGACAGUAACUAAUGAGCCAGGGUAUUAUGAGGAUGGCAAGUUUGGUAUUCGAAUUGAAACUCUCGUAUUUGUUCGAGAGGUGGAAACACCACAUAAUUUUGAUGAUCGUGGAUUUUUGGGAUUUGAACAUAUUACUUUGGUUCCUAUUCAGACAAAACUUAUUGAUGCCUCUCUUUUGGAUCCUAUUGAACACAAAUGGAUUAAUGAUUAUAAUGCUGAAUGUCUUCAAAAAGUAUCACCUUUCUUAGAACAAAAUAGUCCAGGACUUCGAUGGUUAGAAAGAGAAGCUUCUGCUUUUAAAUGA
Messenger RNA from Funneliformis caledonium, 1728 nucleotides. Lineage: Eukaryota; Fungi; Glomeromycota; Glomeromycetes; Glomerales; Glomeraceae. The record is from the annotation of a GenBank genome assembly.